AAAUGUUUUGUCUAUUUGCAGUUUUGUCGUCAACAAUAUUACAUUUACCAGCAAAAUGAAAUCGCUUAUAAUAAUUUCAGCUUUGGUUUUGUUAAUUUUACCGGUUCAAACCCAAAGCUUAGAAGAAAGGUUUGAAAAGUUAGAGGAUGUGGUAGACAACCUAGUCAGCGAAAUGGAAAAGUUGAAAUCCGAUCACCAAAUACAUAAACGAGCCACGUCCGGGAGUGCCGUAGCAUUUUCUGCUCAUGUCAACUAUGACGACAGUUUGACCAGGGGACAGGUCAUUGUUUUUGACACUGUGCAAACUAAUAUUGGGAACGCCUACGAUAACGUCCAAGGCAAAUUCACGUGUCCCGUUGACGGAGUGUAUUUCUUCACUGUUACCUUCCUGUCGCAUGUCAACCAUCUUCUCGAAGCUUUUAUCAAGCACGCGGGAACCAGUGUUGCUGGGAUAUAUACCAUCGGUGCCGGCUCCGGAAUCGACGAUCAGAGUACUAAUUCUGUCGUUGUUCAUUGCACCAAGGGUCAACAGGUCUGGGUGGAGAGCGAGAAUAAUUACUUGAUUAAUGGAGAGCGUGUCGGGUUUACUUUAUUCAGCGGAUUUCUCAUAUCUGCUGAUAUAGAAAAUGAAGUCGUUGGUUAAAACACCAACCUUUACAAGACACUUGGUAGAAUACUCACUAGUCGCUUUCAAAUAUAGGAAAUGAAACUAAUAUUUGCUGCUUCGUAGACUGAAUGUAAUUUCAUUUGCAUCUAGUCUGUUGAAUACUUCAUACAUUAGAAUUUAAACAAAUCAGUAAUACAAGUAACUGUCUUAAAUUUUGUAUCUAUAUAUAUGACUUAAUUACAUCUUUAUAUUGAAUAUAUUGAUUUACAAAGGCAACUACGUAUACUGCCAGUGUUUAUGACCGCUUAAAGAAUAAAAAACAUUUUUCUUGA
Molecule: messenger RNA, 939 nt
Organism: Mercenaria mercenaria
Lineage: Eukaryota; Metazoa; Mollusca; Bivalvia; Venerida; Veneridae
Product: complement C1q tumor necrosis factor-related protein 3-like
Exons: 2
Coding region: 56-643 (195 amino acids)
Molecular function (GO): protein binding
Source: RefSeq, a predicted model, not a curated record